AUGGAAUUGGAUGCGCGACCCAUAUCAAUAGCGCCGCGCUGGUCAGAGCAGACAGCAGAUCCCGGACCUUCACGGCCUUCAGUGACCUCGGCGACAUACAUGAAUACCCCUUCAUUGUCUUCGCAGCGACGGAGAUCUUCUGCCGCACAUACGAGACCAGCGGCGCCUCCCCCAAAUCACCCCAUACCGAGCAUUCCUUCCCAGCCCUCUAGCCCCCCAAGAACCCACCCUACGACGCCGGAUCCUCCGGAGCGGGCCCAUCAUAUGCAAAAUCAUGCCAAUGGUGUUUCGGGCGGUUAUCCCUCGACUUCGUACCCCAGACCGAGUGCAUCAGCAAACCUUGUCGCCGUUGCCUCUUUUUCCUCUAGGCAGCCCUCGACGUCCAUUUCUUCUUCUCAAAGUCCUCAAUUAUCUGCCUCAUCAUCGAUGGAGAACUUGACUGAUCCUCCCCCACCGUCUUCCCUCCCGCCGUCGCGGCGCUCGCCGGAGGUAUCCAAUCACGCUUACAACGAUAACUACCUCUUGACGCCACCUGAACCACGCUCUGCCCGCGAAAGCAAGCCAUCCUCGCGUCGAACCCUAAUGAAGGCGCUCGAGCUUGCGCGUGAAGCAGUAGAAUUGGACUCUACCAAUGAUGACCCCAUAGCCGCUGUCAAGGCGUACGGCAGAAGCGUGGCCCUGUUAAGUGAGGUAAUGGAGCGUGUAAGGCGAGGUGAAGACAGUACGGAUUCGCAUCGGAAGAAAGGCAGUCGUAGGAGAAGUUUGGUCGCCCAGGAGGAGGAAGUAAGGAGGCUGAAGUCAAUCCACGAUACGUACGCCGACAGAAUGAAUAUUCUAAGUCUAAUUUACAGUAUUCCACCGAUGCCUCAUUCCGCGGCAGCCUUCGAUGAUUCUAUGUCUGCCUCCACGGGCUCAACCACACAAUCACCAUCUCCUACUUCCACAUCGCCUACGUCCGAAACGACUCAGGCUUCAUCGUUCAACCCUUCCGAAGGAUACGAGAUCGAAUAUCAUACCGGUCAUGAUCGAGAUCGCGCUGACUCUUUUGGCAGUGUUACCACCAGCGUAGAUACAUCAUCAAAUCAGACAACGCCUAUAGCCCAUCCCUACGCCACACAUACGGACUACGAUGUAGUCUCACCCACCACAGCUCCCCCUUCUAGUCACUCUUCACCCAGUCGAACAGCAGGUAGACGCUCACGUUCAGGUUCGACGAGUCUCCCCCCUCCAGCUCCACCCCCAUCAACCCUUCCACCCCCUCCUCCUGCACCUGGACCUAACUCUACCGAUCCCUACCCCGACGCGUCCCUCCAAGGGGGGAAACCCCGCCUUGAUAUCCGACAACGAGGCGAAUCUGUAGGCCAUAGACGCACCGGUUCCGGGGGGCGACUUGGGCCUUUGCAAGAAGAGAAUGAACGUGUAGACGAGCAAGACUACCGUAAAUCGCUCUUGUUAGAUACCCCGAAGACGGCGAGAAGAGAAUCACAUCCCCUCCCUCCUCUUCCCGCGACCGACGUCGACACACCCACUGCAUACGACCAAGGCCCACCAUCACCAAGACCCUCUGCCAAUGUCAACCGCCAGCGUGGUGUUUCGCAGCCUGUGCGGUCAGAAUCUGCUGCAAGCCUUAUCAAUGUCUCUACCAGCCAAGGGACUAUCCAUCAACGGCGAUCUAAGCCUUCGACCGCCUCCACCCCACGAUCUUCUUCACCUUCCGGAUCAACCGCAUCUGUCGGGUCACUUCCUCCGUCCAAAUCCGCCAUUCUCUCAAGACCAGCGACAUCAUCCUUACCCUCACUCGCGCCCGUACAAGUUACUACGAGGAGCCGCGCUCUCUCUCAGCCUGAUAGGAGAAUGAAUGGUCGCUCGUCUCCUGAUCCUCCCCCCAUCCCCGUCUCCGCUGGCGUUAACGGGCCUUUCCCUCGACAGCUAUCCUUUUCUUCGAAACAUCCAGGUCAUCCCCCACCUUUAACUGUUCAAACUGAUAUACCUAUGUCUGCCGGUUUGCCUACCGCAGCUUCGUUGGUCCCCCCACCUCAUUCAAUAUCGGGUACAUUGCCAACUACGCCUCCAUCGCCGCUGCCACCCAUUGCUCCAAGCGAAUCACUGCGAAAGCCAUUCUAUAUGAUGCACUUGCUCAUGACAACAAUGUCGUCCCCUACCGGUGGCUACAUCACCCGUCGUUUACAUGUCCCCCAGGAGGUUUGGACUCAGGGUGGGGUGAAAUUGGCCAAUGUAGCAGAAAAGAUUCGAGUUGUGGAAAUCCUCUGCUCGUCCUUAGAGGAGCUCCAGAUUACCAGCGCCGACUCAUUUGGCGCGGGUAAUGUCAGCAGCGGGAUGGCCCUGGGCAUAGGGAGCAUUGGGAGGAAGGAAGGCGAAGCUUGGAUCGGCAAGCUAGAAGAAUUUUCUCUGUGCUGUGAUAAUGUUGUGGCAAAUUUCGGCAAGAAACUCGGAGUUGGUGAGGGUUUUGUUGUAAAGAAGACCACCGGGGUCUCAACAUGGGGUAACAAGAUAUCACGUCGUUUUGGCGGUUUCACCAAUGGAAAGAACCUCGACUCUCCUGCUGCGUAUGUUCAAGGCCUUAAGCAACUAUUUCAGCAUGUACAACUCCUGGACGAGCACGCAAAAGCUGUAUUGUCGCAGCCUGUGGCACCUUCAUACGCCGCUCUUCCCUCCGAUCUACGGUCUGCAGCAGAAGCGAAACUCAGACGGUCUUCUGAAUUCUUUGCCAGCGUUAUCCUUACCUUCGUUAUACGUGAUCUGGCACAACUUCUAGACAAGUAUGCGAAGAGAUGCGAAAAGUGGCUAGAGGAAUGA
Molecule: messenger RNA, 2817 nt
Organism: Pleurotus ostreatus (oyster mushroom)
Lineage: Eukaryota; Fungi; Basidiomycota; Agaricomycetes; Agaricales; Pleurotaceae
Exons: 4
Coding region: 1-2817 (938 amino acids)
Source: RefSeq, a predicted model, not a curated record